AUGGUUCUCAUUAUUCUUUUCCUUUCUGCUAUUCUUUCAUCCCCUUCCCUUGCCUCUAGUGCGAACGAUUUGUGUGUGGCAGACCUGAAGGGCCCACAAAGCCCUUCAGGUUAUAACUGCAAGCCACGAAACACAGUAAUAACAGAUGACUUUGUGUCUAACUUAAAAGACAGCCCAAGCGCGUUCGUUACUGAUAUGCCUGGUCUCAAUGGUCAAGGUAUCGGUUUAGCACGUGCAGAACUGGUUCCUGGUGGAAUGUUUGGGAUGCACACUCAUCCUGGUGCCUGUGAACUCAUAAUCGUGGAGAAAGGUGAAAUAACUGUUGGAUUCAUGAGUUCUAGGGAAGCUUACGUGAAAACGCUGAAAGUGGGAGAUGUUAUAGCUAUCCCACGAGGACUGUUGCAUUUUGUUUUGAAUACUGGUAACGAGAAUGGCACUAUCACUGCAUUUUAUGGCAGCGAAAACCCUACUUUCCAAUAUCUUGGUAACCAAUUAUUUGGAACCGACGUGGCUUCUGAUAUAAUUGCACAAACUACCCCCAUUGACAUGUCUCAAGUCAUCAAGCAGAAGGCUCUUUUCGGUGGCACCGGCUAG
Cajanus cajan (pigeon pea) is the source of this 594-nucleotide messenger RNA. RefSeq names its product germin-like protein. Lineage: Eukaryota; Viridiplantae; Streptophyta; Magnoliopsida; Fabales; Fabaceae. Gene Ontology annotation, molecular function: manganese ion binding. The record is from RefSeq and is a predicted model, not a curated record.